AUGACGGCCUCUAAACCAAAUGCCAACAUGCUCUGGGGCGGCCGCUUCACUGGUGGUCUCGACCCGCUCAUGGUCUCCUACAAUGAGUCCAUCUACUUCGACCGAGCCAUCUACGCCCAAGACAUUCGAGGAAGCAUCGCAUACGCUCGAGCAAAUUCUAAAAUCGGUAUCCUGACUCAGGAAGAGUUCCAGGCCAUCGAGAAGGGUUUUGCUCAGGUCUUGUCCGAAUGGCAAAACGCGAAAUUUGAGAUCAAGCCUGGUGUUGACGAGGACAUUCACACGGCCAACGAACGCCGCCUCGGCGAGAUCAUUGGCACUCACAUUGCUGGCAAGCUCCAUACAGGUCGAAGCCGUAAUGACCAGGUCGGCACUGGUAUGCGCCUUUGGCUGCGAGAUCAGCUGCGAGAUAUUGAACAGCAUCUCAUCGCGCUGCUCCGUGUCACUACUUCACGAGCCCAAUCCGAAAUUUCGGCCCUGAUGCCUGGCUACACCCAUCUUCAGCGAGCACAACCAAUUCGCUGGUCUCAUUGGCUGUUGAGUUACGGCAGUGUUUUUACGUCCGACCUCGAGCGUCUCAGGGAGGUCAUCAGACGAGUCAACCGCUCUCCUCUCGGCUCCGGUGCUUUGGUGGGAAAUCCAUUCGGUAUUGACCGCGAAGCCAUGGCGAAAGAGCUUGGGUUUGAAGGAAUCAUCAACAACUCGAUGGCUGCUGUCGCCGAUCGGGAUUUUGUUAUCGAAGCUCUCCAAUGGGCGGCUACCUUGAUGCAACAUAUUUCUCGUUGGGCAGAAGACUUGAUCAUUUAUUCCACGGCCGAAUUCGGCUUCGUUAGACUGGCCGACGCAUACUCCACGGGAAGUAGUUUGAUGCCACAGAAAAAGAACCCCGACUCCCUCGAGCUUCUUCGAGGCAAGAGCGGCCGAGUGUUUGGCUACAUGGCCGGGCUGAUGAUGAGCGUCAAAGGACUGCCUUCGACGUACAACAAAGACCUGCAAGAGUCAUUUGAGCCAAUGCUCAACGGCAUCAAGACGUCCGCCGACUCUGUCCAAAUUGCCACCGGUGUUCUGUCAACCCUGACAAUCUUUCCUGACAAGAUGAGGGCGGCGUUGACUCCGGACAUGCUCGCUACCGACCUUGCGGACUAUCUCGUCCGCCAGGGCGUUCCAUUCCGCGAGACUCAUCAUAUCAGUGGCCGAGUCGUAGCGCUGGCAGAGAAAGAGGGUAAGCCAAUGGACAAGCUGACACUACAGCAAUUGCAACGUGUGGACAGCCGGUUCGGUGACGAUGUAAUGGACGCAUUCGACUACGAGAGCAGUGUGGAAAAGAGGGCCGUCCUAGGCGGGACCAGCAAGCAAAGUGUGGAGGAGCAGAUAACCAGGAUCCAGAAAAUGCUGGAGUAA
This is a messenger RNA of Rhinocladiella mackenziei CBS 650.93, 1398 nucleotides long. RefSeq names its product argininosuccinate lyase. Lineage: Eukaryota; Fungi; Ascomycota; Eurotiomycetes; Chaetothyriales; Herpotrichiellaceae. Gene Ontology annotation, cellular component: cytosol. Gene Ontology annotation, molecular function: argininosuccinate lyase activity. The record is from RefSeq and is a predicted model, not a curated record. The transcript has a single exon. The coding region runs from base 1 to 1398 and encodes 465 amino acids.